Gracilinanus agilis (Agile Gracile Mouse Opossum) is the source of this 1296-nucleotide messenger RNA. Its product is annotated as P2X purinoceptor 5-like. The transcript has a single exon. The coding region runs from base 1 to 1296 and encodes 431 amino acids. Gene Ontology annotation, molecular function: purinergic nucleotide receptor activity; extracellularly ATP-gated monoatomic cation channel activity. NCBI's taxonomy places the organism in Eukaryota, Metazoa, Chordata, Mammalia, Didelphimorphia, Didelphidae. Gene Ontology annotation, biological process: response to ATP; monoatomic cation transmembrane transport. Gene Ontology annotation, cellular component: nuclear inner membrane; plasma membrane. The record is from RefSeq and is a predicted model, not a curated record.
AUGAGCCAGGCGGAUUGCAGGACCCUGUGCUUCAGCAUGUUGUAUUACAGGACAAAAAAGUACCUCCUCACCAAUAACAGCAAGUUGGGAUUCCUUCACCGGCUGAUACAGUUAGCCAUUCUGUCUUAUCUGCUGGGGUGGGUGUUCCUGGCAGAGAAAGGCUACCAGACCGUAGACAGUACAGUUGAGAGUUCUGUUGUUAGCAAGGUCAAAGGCACCACCUCCACCAAAAAUUCAGAGUUUCUGAAUGAGAUCUGGGACUCAAUUGACUACGUCAUUCCCUCCCAGGGAGAAAAUGUUUUCUUCAUAAUCACCAACCUAAUCCUGACUCCAAAACAGCAGCAAACUACCUGUGCUGAGAGCCCCAAAUUCCCAAAUGCUCUGUGCUCCCAGGACAGCAAUUGCCCUCAAGGAGAACCUGUUAUUAGUGGGAAUGGAGUGAAGACUGGCAACUGUCUGAUAACGGGCGGCAACGGCAGUGGCACAUGUGAGAUCUUUGCCUGGUGCCCAGUGGAGAACUCAUUCCAUUCCAAGAAGAUAGUUUUGGAAAAUGUUGAAAACUUUACCAUCUACAUCAAGAAUAACAUCCGCUUCUCCAAAUUCAACUUUACCAAGACCAAUUUGCGAGAAACCAAAAGCAAAUCCUAUCUGAAAUCCUGCCACUUUGGUCCUAAGAGUCCAUACUGCCCAAUCUUCCGGGUGGGUAAUCUGGUCAAAUAUACUGGGCAUGAUUUCCGGGAAAUGGCCUUGGAGGGUGGGGUGAUAGGGAUCCAGAUGGAGUGGGACUGCAAUCUGGACUUUUCUCCCCCUGUCUGCAAGCUCCAUUACUCCUUCCACCGUCUGGACAAUGCAAAGACCGUUGCCGGUGGAUACAACUUCAGAUUCGCUAGGUAUUAUCAAGAUGCCAAUGGGGUAGAGUUCCGCAAGCUGAUGAAGGUCUAUGGGAUCCGAUUUGACGUGCUGGUGACUGGCAGGGCUGGAAAGUUCAGUAUCAUCCCCGCGCUCAUCAACGUGGGCUCAUGCAUAGCCUUGUUGAGCGCCGGGACUCUUUUUUGUGACUUAGUACUCCUUUACCUCGUCAAAAAAAGCCGCAUAUACCGAGAUAAAAAGUACGAGGAAAUAACGUUUUCCACAAGAAAGUUCCCAUCUAAGCAAUCUGUAAGGAGGAAAAAGGAAUCCUCUUCUUCUGUUGUCAAGGAAUCAGCCUCCUCUGUUGGCCUGAAACCAACCUCCUCUGUUGGCCAGGAGAUAUCAACGGAACUGGAGACAGCAGUGUCAGAGUGGGGCCCUGUCUGA